Molecule: messenger RNA, 624 nt
Organism: Dermacentor silvarum
Lineage: Eukaryota; Metazoa; Arthropoda; Arachnida; Ixodida; Ixodidae
Exons: 2
Coding region: 1-624 (207 amino acids)
Source: RefSeq, a predicted model, not a curated record
AUGGACAGCGCACCCAACAGCGACGUCACACCGAAUCCCACGGUACCCGAACCUGUCGUCGCUACUCUCAAGCUAACUCUGGUUUCUGAGCCAAGGUACGACUACGUCAUCGGUGCUUUACCACCUGCUGUCAUCGCCAUCGUAAGGGACAUUCUGCGCUCUCCGCCUCCUGACACACCCUACGACACUCUUAAAACAGAGCUUAUACGCCGAACAACCGAGUCGGAACAGCGUAGGCUGCAGCAGCUACUCACCGCGGAGGAGCUCGGUGACCGCAAGCCCACGGAGCUUCUGCGUCGCAUGCGGCAUCUGAGUGGGGACCAGUCUGCUGCAUUGGACACAUCCAUUCUACAGGAGCUCUUCCUACAGCGACUGCCACAGCAGGUGCGGAUGAUCUUGAGCGUGUCCUCCACAGAAACCCUCGACUCACUGGCACAGAUGGCCGACAAAAUUAUGUAUGUUGGCACCCCGGCCAUAUCUGGAAUCGAGAGACAACGUGGCUCUUCCCUCUUUGCGCCGGUCCACGACGACCGCUUGGACCGCCUCCUUCAAGCUAAUGAGGAGCUCAACCGCAAAGUGGACCAGCUGGCCGCUGCACUCAGCUGGUUCAACGCAGACCACUGA